CUACAGUAAUGUGUGCAUGUCAUCCUCCUGUGAGUCAUCUUCAGACGCGAGGCGAAGAUACUCUGUUGCACAGUAUCGGUCCCAGUCGCUGCACGGACACGACACAAUUGUACAAGAGAAGCACAUUACGUACACGUCCCUUGCAAUGCUCUCAAUCGCUAUGUGUCGCUUCCACCUGAAUCCGGGGUGCUCAGCCUGCUCUUGCUUGAUGGCAAAGGGGUCGCGCUGCUCGUAAUUCAGGAACUUGUUGAGGCUGAAACAAACGGAUUCCAUGAAUGAUACACACAUAUGCUUUGAGGAACACCACUCACUGACUCUGCGCAUGGCUGCAGUCACUCACCUGAGAAGUAUGGAGAAGAAGGUCCCGGAGAGUUUGCGCUGUCUCUUGAAGUCACUCAGGCGAAAGUGGCCCUCCAGAGACGGAUCGAUCAUGUCACACCUGCACACACCCACCCACACAUACAUAUCUAUGGGAAUAAGGAAGAGGGAGCGGGACACUUUUCAUCUUACAUUUGGCAGAGCACAUCUUGGAAGGGGACAGUCUCGUGAUUGAAGCACUCCAGACGUGUCAUUUGCUCCUCAUAGAAGUAGUACAUCUCGUGGUCCCUGCACAAGUCACACAAGCAGCACGUGUCUGCAAUUGCGCCUCGGAGGCAGGCUAGCGCACUUGCGACCUGAUGCAGCCGUCCCCGUCAAGAUCGACGAGCCGGAACCAGAACUCAAGGCUUCUGAACGAAGGUAGAUAUUCACUCAUGGCAAGAGCAGGCAUGCAUCUAGUCCAUCCCAUCCAUCCCUCACGUACGUCAACAGGUACGUACCUGUCAGUCGUUUUGUCCUCGUCGCUAAUUAGAAACCCUGAAAGAGAACAAGGACAGACAGCGUACGAAUGAAUGGAGGCAUGGUCGCGUGCGAUGUGCGAGCCUCUCUCGGCCUACAGAUGAAGUCUUCGUAGCCCAUUUUGCCCGGCACUGUGGAGGUGAAGGCCAUGGGCACCUGGGUGAAGAUGCGCUCAAUCGCCCGACGGCUGAACGAAUGGUUGUCAUACCUGUGAGGCACAAACAAAUCUAGAUGUGCAGCCAUGCGCGCUGUUUGACGCGUGCGCACCUGAGGAGGUCCUCUUUGUCGAUGAGAAAGUCAUGGUCCUGGUCGAGCUCCCAGAAUUUGCAGUACAGCACAUAGAAAUGCUCGUAGCUGAAGAAAUCCCGCACCUUGUUGAUGUCAUCCUCUGAGUCCAGACUCUUCCACACAGACACAAUGUCACGGCGCACGAUGGGAGUAGCAGCCGUAACUGGAGAGUCGGGCACCGAGUGCGCAAUUCCACACGACCGGCGCAAGUCCUGAACAAGUAAAAGAGUGCAGGUGCAAGUCAGAAAAGGGGCACUCAGAUCAGAUGCCACUUCUCACCUUGAAGCAGAUUUUCCCCGCUCCGCGUCGUUCGCAUACGUAGUGGAUUCUUGCGAUCACCGUGUCAGCUGAGAGGAAUGCACAUACGUAACCAAUCCACAUUCGUCCGCACGACCUGCUUCUUCCUUCGCGUUUGCGUGUGGGUCCGUGCGGGUAGUUACCGUAUCUCUCCUGGAACUCUGGGGUGUCGUGAAGAAACUCCAGGCCUGGGUGGCGAUUCAGCAGCUCUGAAGCCAUGCAUGUGGGGCACACAUCGAUAGACGGACGAGUUCGAGGACACGUUCCUCAUCAGUGUAUGGUACCUUUGACGAAAGGUCUGAGGUCGUUCUUUUCGAUGUACUCAUUUGUCGGCGCCCUCACGACAUUGAAGAAGUUCAUGACCAUCCUGUCAUAUCUGGCGGCCUCGUCCAUCUCACUUGAGCUCGGGGCACCCCCGCUCGCUGAUGGAGUGUCUUCUUCUGGAGCAGAUGGGGGCUUGCAGACGCCGAGCAACCGACUGGACCAAUAUCUGAGCAAUCGAUCUUUCGUGACGACGCCAUCGAUCGCUAUCUGAUGAAAUAGCACACCUGAGGGAAAUCGCACAGACACAUAGAGACAGUGGAAAGUCAGAUGGAAAGCCGCAUAUUCCCCCCUUGCCAUCCUUGCUCCGUACCAGCGAAGUACUUUGAAAGCCCGAGCAACCCAACGACCAUUUCCUGUUCGAACUCGUCCAGACGCAGUCCCGCACCGGCUUUGCCCUCGGCCGUUAUGGCAUGUGGCUCGUGCGGCUUUGCCUCGGCUCUCGCGGCCAAGCAGGCAGCGUAGACCUCAUCGAUGCGCACCCGAUCCUCCUCAGCGAUCCCCAGCCCAUCGCCAGUACGUCGCUGAGCCACAAACUGGAGCGGGUGCGGCUUGGGAUGGUAAAACGUGGGGAUUGGGAGCUUGAGGGACGCCUCGUAGGCCUCUUGCCUUGCUUCAGGGCUCGUGUCGACAUCCCUCUCAUGUCGAUCGAGUGACACCAGCCUCCCAGGACUCACAUGCGGGCCGGAAGCAGCCAGGUCAUCAUGAGCCUUGGCCGAUGCGCUGCUGUGCGGAGGGCUGAGGGACUGCUGUAGCGUGAGGGACAGGGCCAUGGAGGGCAUGACGUCCUUCAUAAUCGGGUGCGAUUCCACCAAAGCACUUGCAUCGGUCCCGGCCGCACCAGGGGACAUUGGGCUGAAGCGCUCAUUAAAUCGAUCAGCCUGCAGUGUACAUCCAAUGCAGCGAGGGAAGGAAUACGAAGGACAGCAGCUCUCUGCGUGUCGUGUCAAUUGGUGACUACCUGGUGCGCCUCGUUUAGAGGUGGUGACACGUCUGCAUCCCCUUUGUUCAUCAUGGCCAUAUGGUCCGCGUCAGCAGCGGCCGCCGGCAGCAUGCCGCCCUGCAUAAAGGCACCCACCGCAGGCCGCGGGGUGUCUGCGGUGAGAUGGGACGAUAUGGGGCGUCGAACAGGGGAACGAGGAGGGGCUGGACCAGAUACUCCAGGAAUGGUCAGCGACAGCUGUGUGGAGCCUGCCGAGGGCAGCGACAGUUGGGGAGCAGAGGCGCUCACACUCGCUGACGGAGGCGGCGAGAAGGUGGCCUGCAUGAGCGACUGUGAAAGCGGGCUGGGCGAGGGGGAUAAGGGGGACCGAGAGGGGGCGUGGGAGGCUUUCGGAGAGCUGGGAGGGGAAGCAAGCAGAGGAGCGCCGCCCGUCCGCGAGGACGAAGCGCCGUGAGGAGGCGGAACCAUGGACUGGCAAAACACACGAAAAUACCAGGGGAUCUCUGCCACCUUCGCUUUUCCUCUCCUCACCGAAUCGAAAGUACCGUCCUGAAUGUCCUGGAGGGCGCUCUUGAUCAGCGUCUGAGACGACGGCAGCGCCAACCACUCAAAGAAGAAGCCGUCGACCGUAGACCGGACGAUUGACGGUGCAACCCCUUCCAU
This is a messenger RNA of Vitrella brassicaformis, 3349 nucleotides long. Lineage: Eukaryota; Vitrellaceae. The record is from the annotation of a GenBank genome assembly.